Molecule: messenger RNA, 1263 nt
Organism: Leishmania major strain Friedlin
Lineage: Eukaryota; Euglenozoa; Kinetoplastea; Trypanosomatida; Trypanosomatidae
Exons: 1
Coding region: 1-1263 (420 amino acids)
Biological process (GO): homologous chromosome pairing at meiosis; protein sumoylation; reciprocal meiotic recombination
Cellular component (GO): synaptonemal complex
Molecular function (GO): SUMO transferase activity
Source: RefSeq, a predicted model, not a curated record
AUGUCCUUCCAGCCCAUCUGUGUUGUGUGCCUCGGUGACUGCAACAGGGACGGCGGCGUCACAUCGUGCAACCACUACCUCUGCUCUCGUUGCGUCUCCCGCCUACCAGCCGCUGCGCCCUGUCCGCUAUGCCAGCAGCCGUACCAGCUCGUUACACUUGACCACCCCAAUGUGCAGCAGUUGCUGCAAGACGGUGCGACGGUACUCGGGAGAACGGAAAAAGUGAUCGUCUCUCAAGUGCGGCACUACCAGCAAGUCAUCCACCGCAUGCGCCAGGCACUGGCGAUGCUGCAUGGCCAAAACCAGGACAUGGCACGGCAGAGUCAGCGGAAGCAGGCAGAGUGCGCCGCGGCAGUGUCGCAAGCGCAAGCGCUUCAGGAGGAGGUAUGCCGGCUACGCGAGGAGCUGGCACACGCCACCACUGCGGCCACCUGUGCAUACUCGCAAAGAAAGACGUCACAACAGCAGUCGCAGCCCCCGCCACCACAGCAGCAACAACGCGCGCACAUGCUGGCGGACCCGCGAGUUACCCAUGCCAGCGGCGGGUACUCGCACGGCGCACCGAAGACCGUCGAGGUUUGUCAGACGCCGGCGGGGCAAAUCAUUCCACCUCCAUUGGCGGGGCGCCAUGCCCCCUUCCUACCUGCCGGCGUGGUCGGUGCUAGGGCAUCAGACACUUCUCCACGUGGCAGCUGGCCGCGCCCGUCUGUGACAUCGUCACCUUCGCCGUCUUCUCACUCGCAUGGGCAGCAUCGAGGUCACCAUUCACACGGAAACGGUGGCGAGUCACGCGGCGCUGCCGCUAGUGAGACGUCAGCGUCGUCCGCCGUCGGAGCAGCGCCACCCCUCGGGUGGUCAGCAAGUUCGCUCAUCGCGAAACGCCACCGCUCUGACUCAAACCCGUCGCUGCCGCGGAGACGUGUGGACGAUAUCCGUGCGUCAUUGCCACAGCCAGCCGCUAGCGUGGGAGCCGGUGCCAAGGUCGCGCUCACACCCCGCACCCACGCCACGGUGUCUCCGCAACAGCGGCCGCCGCACCAGAGUUCCCAUGCCUUUGCGCAUCAGUCGGGGAGCGGUGGCGGCGACUCCCCUGGGCCUAGCAUCGACUUCUGGCUCACAACGCCGCUGGCCGCAGCAGCGCAGCAGCAGUCGCGCCGCCCUGACUCUUUCAUGCCAGCUGGCACCUCGUACAUGCCCAGGUCGUCAUCGAAGCCGCUCCAACGGCUCUUUUCGUCACCACGCGACGGCCCUAGAUCCUUCUAG